This is a messenger RNA of Helicoverpa zea (corn earworm), 3746 nucleotides long. It is a transcript of the gene Arf51F, whose product is annotated as ADP-ribosylation factor 6. The transcript has 7 exons. Gene Ontology annotation, biological process: vesicle-mediated transport; intracellular protein transport. Bases 369 to 896 code for a protein of 175 amino acids. The record is from RefSeq and is a predicted model, not a curated record. Gene Ontology annotation, molecular function: GTP binding; GTPase activity. Lineage: Eukaryota; Metazoa; Arthropoda; Insecta; Lepidoptera; Noctuidae. Gene Ontology annotation, cellular component: cytoplasm.
CUCGUACAUUGCUCAGUUCGCUUGCGGUGGGUGUGCGUUACGGACGGAAGCUCGCGUGCUCUUGCGCAGAUUACCACGUUCACAGACCAGUGCGGUUCGGAGAGGGGGUACUGAAUACACAGUGGAAUGUGGGAGUUUGGUGUGGUGAUUAGUGAUUCCGUGUUUUGAUUUGUGAUUUAGUAAAUUGUUUCUGCGUUUGCAUAGUGGAGUUUGGUAUUUGGAUGUGCUGUUUUGUGUCAGGUUAUGUGUGCGUGCCGUUAGAUAAGCAACAGUGUGGUGGGAUUGUUGAAGUGAUCCAACAGUGUGGAAUGGUUCCUGUGUGUUUGCGGUGUCUUGUUGAUUUGUGCGGUUGAGGAGAGUUCAGCACAAUGGGGAAGCUGCUGUCAAAAAUCUUCGGUAACAAGGAGAUGAGGAUAUUGAUGCUGGGCCUCGAUGCUGCCGGGAAGACUACUAUUUUAUAUAAAUUAAAAUUAGGUCAGUCAGUCACAACGAUACCUACGGUCGGUUUCAACGUUGAAACUGUAACGUAUAAAAACGUCAAAUUCAACGUAUGGGACGUUGGGGGGCAGGACAAAAUACGACCAUUAUGGAGGCAUUACUAUACAGGCACUCAAGGUCUAAUAUUCGUGGUGGACUGCGCGGACCGGGACCGCAUCGACGAGGCGCGCCAGGAGCUCCAUAGAAUCAUCAACGACAGGGAGAUGCGUGACGCCAUCAUCCUCAUCUUCGCCAACAAACAGGACUUGCCUGAUGCAAUGAAACCCCACGAGAUCCAAGAGAAGCUGGGGCUGACGCGCAUCCGCGACCGCAACUGGUACGUGCAGCCGUCGUGCGCGACGUCGGGCGACGGGCUGUACGAGGGCCUCACCUGGCUCACCAGCAACCACAAGUUAUGAGCUGCAGAGUAGGCGGCCGCCAGCCGCCGCGCCCGCCACGGUGAGGAUGUCGAUGCCAUUUAAUUUAAGUAAGCGCCCGCGUGCCGGAACAAGCAACGUCAUUGUGAAUACCAGUGUUGAUUCUAUAUAAUGGUUAUACAGACAAAAACGCUCCAGUGAACGGUGCGAGAGACUGUCCGUGUGAACACAACGUUAGAUAGCAAGCAAGCGAACGCUUGUCACAAAAUCAAUUAUUCCAUAUUUAAAAAAUUAAAAAACAAAUUUAGAAAGUUUUGUUGUAACGAUAUUCGAUUAUUUUUUUAUGUUAUUUAAAGAAUUAUUACAUAAAGUAAAAUGAUUUUUUUUAUUUAGUUUAAUGUUUACCUCCUUUGUAUAGUAAGGUAGAAUAAAGUUUCUAAUGCAUUAUUGUGGGUAAUCGAGGACUAUGUAUGGGAAGGUCGCAAUGUUCUUUAUUAUGGAUAUUUAAGUGAUAGCUAUGCACGCUGUGUAGGUCAUUCGUAUGGAGUGGCUUGACUGUUGUAAUAUUUAACCACUUACAAAUAAUUUCAGACGAACCAGAAUAUUCAAAAUAACAUUUGACGAUUACCCUUUGUUGUUUUGUGUGUAAGGACAUUCAUGACUACAAAUUGACAUGUUAAUGCAUCACUAUAUUAUUUAAUUUUAUAAUUAAUAUUUAAACAACUUAUGUCAAUUCUAUAAUUUACAUAACCUAUUUUUCUCAAUUUACCGACUAGUGUGACAUAACCUAAUUUCUUUUAACAAUAGUCAAGCUACCCUCAUAUAAAAAUGUACAUAUUAAAGCAAUGUAUGUACAUAUUGAAGAGUAUUUUUUAUUACUAUCGCUGUUUGAAUGUUGAUUUUUUGUAUGCGAUUUUUUUAAGACAAAAUCCACUAUGUAUGUAUAAUGUAUUGCUUUCUGCUUUCAUUGUGAGUGUCCGGCGGGGAAAGGGCGCUUUACCGAGCUUCUGAAUUCAAAUUUUGUACAUAAUGCUUAUUAUUUUACUUUGAGAAAAUUAAAUCAGUUGUGUAUAAAGAUAAAUGAUCAUUUUGCUGUCGAAUCUCGAGUCGAAAUAGUUUAGUGACCCGCAGAUAGAGGUCAUGUUAUAAACGGGCAUUCUUCGAAGCUGCAACUUGAAUCAAAACCUAUAUUUGUUUUGCGAAGUUAUCGUUUGCUAAGCGAAUCUUCUUAAAUUGAAUAUUAACUGCAAACAGUGUUGACCACUAUGCACACAUGUUACUGUUCUAGCUUCUAAAAAUUUCCAUAACGAUGUCCGCCAACCGCAAAUUUGUAUAAUCUAUCUCUCGCGUCGAUUUGUGACUAGAGAUUGAACAAUCUCUUCUCAUAAAACAAAGGAUCGAUAGGUUAUAGAAAUCCGCAGUAAGUAAAGCGUCGUACUGACCCCGCCGAGCCAGUAGUUAGUCAGUUCGGGGACCAUCUGAUUUUGUAAAUACGGCUCUUGAAUGGACCUUGAAAUGAGAUUUUUCUAGCGAAUUAUAUUUAAUUUUUAUAGCUUCGUUUUGUGAAGGCUUUUGCCAAAGGGUGAUUUGCUUAUACAAGGCUGAUUUUAGAUGCAAAGUCCAUUAAAUAUCCAAUCUUUAAUUUACUUGGGAGUAGGUUAGUAAUGGAGUGUUUAUAAAUCAAAUCAGCUAAGUUUGACAGAUUUAUUUAGUUUCAAGGUGCGUAUUAUUCUAGUUCUAAAAAUCACUAACUGAAACACUCCAUUUUCAACUAAUCGGUGAUUGAUAUCGAAUCAAUGUUACGUUGGUUAGUUUGAGCAUUGCGCUACGACAAGUAAAGGAAAUAUACGAGUAUAGCAAUAAAUAGAUUUUCCAACUUUACCUACUUUAGAUAGAGAUUAAAAGCAAAUUAGUCCAACGAAAUGAAAAACUCGCAAGUUGGAACAUCGACUUUCGUAAAUAAUGUAAUCGUUACUGCUAGAUUUAGGGUCUGGUUUCCACGACCGGUUAACUGUUAACCAGAGGUUAAUCAGUAGUCGCUGAUUAGUUAACGGAUGAUGGUUAAUCUGGCCUGUAUUAUGGUCCUUAGAAGUAGGACAGAGUUUAGGUAGGUGUUGAUAUAACUGUAAGGCACUAGCAGGGAGUUUUUUGUUUCACAUAGUAUUUUUGAUUGGAAUUUUAUUGUAUAAAUUAAUCUAUCAGGCUAUAAUAUGCCCGCCGGACGGAUGGUAAAAAGGCUCCUAAGGCUAAGUGCAGAUGAAGGAGUGGAAUGGUUACUGUUCGAAUCAUAAUGUGCGUGAGACAAUAAAUUACCAAUACAAGAUCGUCUUGCGCCUCAAUUCAGCACUCGGCCUUAGGACGUCUACGAAUGAGUGACUACGAACAUUUGUUGAUCGAAAUUAGCUCUUAUUUCCAGGUCCAUAGCCUACUUUUACGACUAUCUUCAUACUUGUACUGAUUUCUUGCCUACAUUUAAAUGUCCUAUUGAAUUGUGUAAUUGCGAGUAAACUACGAUGGAAGCUAAUGUUAACUUUUUCUGUUGAAACUCACCUAUACUUUGUGAUAUAAAUAUAUUUCAUAGAACCUUAUAAUGUAUGAUUAUUUUCUAGAAUGUUCGAAUUAUUGAUGCUAAUACUCGGAGACAUGACAAUAUAAAAUAAGUCAUGUUCUGUCAAAUUAAGAACUGAUUUACAUUUGAAUAAUCAAUUUUCGUUUAACUUAAAGUGCAAUUAAAAUUUCUAGCAACUAUUUUGCACGGAGAUGUAAAAACAAUAUUUUUAUUUGUAUGGUAAUGUACCGCUGGGUUCAUUUUGCGGGAAGCGUUGAUAACAAUUUAAAACCUAUUGUAUAAUAUUGUAGAAAGAUAAAUUCAAUAUAAAUUCACCCUUAAAA